AUGAAAUGCACAAAUCUUAAAGACUUCCCAAUACCAUCGAGUCUUAAGACCCUCUCACAAUGGAUGUUCUCAGAAUGCAAUAAUCUACUUGAAGUUACAAUUCCAACAAAAUUUGAUACGUUACCUGCAGCUAUUUUCUCAGAUUGCAAGUGUUUACAGAAGAUUCAUGUCCACAACAAUCUGUAUUUCAUGGAUGCUCAGUGCUUAUACGGUUGCAGACUUAGAAAAUUUGUCAUGCCAAAUUCAGUCGAAUCUGUCAGCAGAGAUAUCCUUUCACAGAAUCUUUACUUAGAGUAUUUGAAGAUUUCAGAUAACAUUCUUGAAACCCCUUAUAACAUGGCCGCAGGAAAUAUCAGAUGCUACCAUUUGGAACUCCCAAGCAACCUUAUUUCCGUUGGAAGUUACUCAUUUCCACAAAUUGCUGCUAUUGAACUCAAAUUCCCUCCAACAACAAAAUUAAUUGGAGAGGGAGCUUUCCAAAAUUGUCCAAAUCUUGGCAAAGUAGAUCUUCCAAAGCCACUCCCUACAAUUGAAGAUAGAGCUUUUCAAGGUAACAAAGUUUGCUUCAAGAGUACAGGAGGACUCACUCAAGAUGAAAUUUACGUUCUUAAAGGACGUUAUUCUUCAGGAGCUUUCAGAAGCCAGUGCCUUGACCCAGAUUGCUACCAAGAUAUCCACCCAAUUCCAAAACUACUCAGUGAUGAUUACCAAGUAUUCCAACCAGAUCAGUUAAAAGAUUAUCCAGAUUACGAUCCAGGGCCAGAAGGUGAAGUAGACACAACAACUGGUGGUAAAUCUGGAACAGAUAAAAGUGGUGGAAAUACAGGUGGCAACACCGGUGGAAAUACAGGGGAUGGCUCUGGUGAUAAUAACCAAGGAAAUGGUUCAAGUGAAAAAGGUUCUCUUUCUACAGGAGCAGUCGCUGGUAUAGCCGUUGGAGCUAUUGUUGCUGUUGCUGUUAUUGUUGUCGUAGUAAUUCUAGUCAUUCGUUUCGUAAGAAGACCUAGAACUGGAGAUUACGAAUUAGAAAUGUCUGAAUAA
Messenger RNA from Trichomonas vaginalis G3, 1041 nucleotides. RefSeq names its product ribonuclease inhibitor domain-containing protein. The coding region runs from base 1 to 1041 and encodes 346 amino acids. The record is from RefSeq and is a predicted model, not a curated record. The transcript has a single exon. NCBI's taxonomy places the organism in Eukaryota, Parabasalia, Trichomonadida, Trichomonadidae.